Messenger RNA from Patella vulgata (common limpet), 1163 nucleotides. Its product is annotated as transcription factor HES-4-A. Gene Ontology annotation, cellular component: nucleus. The transcript is spliced from 3 exons. The coding region runs from base 105 to 1022 and encodes 305 amino acids. The record is from RefSeq and is a predicted model, not a curated record. Gene Ontology annotation, molecular function: RNA polymerase II cis-regulatory region sequence-specific DNA binding; protein dimerization activity; DNA-binding transcription factor activity, RNA polymerase II-specific. Lineage: Eukaryota; Metazoa; Mollusca; Gastropoda; Patellidae. Gene Ontology annotation, biological process: anterior/posterior pattern specification; regulation of neurogenesis; regulation of transcription by RNA polymerase II.
AAAAGGGUGAUUUUGCGUUGGACGAUAUCAUUCCGUUAUUGACAUUCUAGGAUAACUAUUGCGCACACGUUUGUGUUUUAAACUUUCAAACUAAUACAUUCACAAUGGCGGAUACUAUGCAACCAACACGAAAGGAUCCCUCUAUUAGAAAGAAUAAUAAACCUUUAAUGGAAAAAAGACGACGAGCCCGAAUAAACAGCUGUUUGGGUCAACUUAAAUCUCUGGUUUUACAAGCAAUGAAAAAAGAUAGUUCUCAAUUCUCUAAAUUAGAAAAAGCCGAUAUCUUAGAGCUGACAUUGAAACACCUUCGUGCCUUACAGAGACAACAAAUGACAUCAGCAGCAUCUAGCGACCCCAACGUCAUGACUAAAUACAGAGCUGGAUUUAACGAAUGUGCUAAUGAAGUUAUUCGAUAUAUGGGAGCUGCUUCAAGCGUUUCUGAAGACAUCCGUGGCCGUCUUGUUGGACAUUUAGCUAACUGUAUGCAAACUGUGAAUGGUGUCCCCCAGAAUGAAAACAUUCCACAAAGACAUAUGCAACCUCUCCAAGUACAGAUUCCUUCCACAGCCCCCUACCAUAAACCACACACAGUGCCUUCAUCUACGCCUGUUUCCUCAUUAUGUCACACACCAAUUACGUCAUCAUCCAGUAACCAAUCCACAGUUACCUCCCCUAGUUUGACCCCACGCAUGGUUUCUCCCAACGAGAACCAUCCGAGACUUUCCGGUUCCUUUCAGUUGGUGCCCGGUAAUAUGUGUAACGGAAACUCUGUUGCUGUGUACGUGCCCUCACAGAAUAACGGUUCGGUGCCAGUCUAUUCUCUCCAAGUUCCUUCCAUGAACAAUGGUCUCACGGCCUUCGUGCCUUCACCUACCGAUUUGAAGCAACAUUCUCCAAUCCAAUACGAUCAAACCUACUUCAAGAUGGAUUCCGAGAAACAUCACUAUUCUUAUGGUAUUAGCCCCGUGUGUUCUCCGUCCCAUGCUGCACUUAAAGAAGAAAAAGUAUGGCGACCGUGGUAAAAAAAAUAGACAAAACCGACCACCUGUGAAUACCGUACAUUGCCGUCAAGUAUGGCAACCGUGGUAGAAUGACAUUACGGGACAACCUGUGAAUACCGGACAGUGCCUUAAAGUAUGGCAACCGUGGUAGAAUAAUGACAA